Jatropha curcas is the source of this 731-nucleotide messenger RNA. Its product is annotated as bet1-like protein At1g29060. Lineage: Eukaryota; Viridiplantae; Streptophyta; Magnoliopsida; Malpighiales; Euphorbiaceae. The record is from RefSeq and is a predicted model, not a curated record.
GCCUAUGAAACCAAAGCAUUGACCUUUCUUCUACGCAGAAUCAAACCUAUACGUAUAAAUUCUUAAACGAUAAAACGAAUUCAGAUAAGGGGUUUAUCAAUGGUAAGCAUUUACCUGAUUUCUUCUCGCAGUUUACUCUAAUGGCAAAUCCUUACAGAUCCAGGGAAGGUCUUAGUGCGAGAACAGUGGGGAAUUCUGAUGAGGUUCAAGUGAGAAUCGAUCCAGUGCAUGCGGAUCUAGACGAAGAAAUUUUGGGUCUUCACAAACAAGUCAGCCAGCUUAAAAAUGUGGCUCAAGAAAUUGAAACAGAAGCUAGAAUUCAAAAUGACCUUAUCUCUGAUUUGCAAAGGGUGGUGACCGAUGCUGAAGCAAGAGUGAGGAGUGGCAUGAGGAGGUUAAACAGAACUAUCGUCCAGCAGAGAUCAAAUCAUGUCUUACAAUUAAUCAUUUUUGGACUAGUUUGUUUUACUGUAGUGUAUUGGUGGUCCAAGCUUUUUAAAAGAUAGAGAUUUUUCUAUAAUAACCAUAGUUAGUUGCUAGUUGCAACUAGCAUACGCCUUUCUGUCUUCUGUACGACUGCGUUUUGCAAAGUUGGAUCACAUGUUCACUGUAUUGUAUAUAAAAUAGGAUAAGGUAUCUCUUUGAAGGAAAGAAAGGAAAGAAAGUCUGUUAGUUUUUUGCUGAAUAAGAGAUUUUUCUUUAUGAAGUAUGCCCUUUUGUUGGCCCUCCAA